CAAGCCAGCUUUAGGCUUAAGGGAACCAGAGGGUAAAGCACAGGCAAGAGGCUUCAGGAAUUUUGGCUCAGCUACGGUUGCAAUGGCAGGGAUUGGAUCAGAAGAGACUGAGGAGUGUGAUGAGCGAGAGCAAUGCGACCAUGUGCAAUGCAGGUUGCUGGGCAAUCUUCGAAAUGAGUUGGACCUUGAGGCUCAACCAGAGAUGGCAGCAGAGCUGCCAGAUACCCCACAGCCAAGUUCGCAGCCGGGGCGGGCUUCCAACAUAGGACUCAUAUCCAUGGCUGUAACAGCUAUGGCUGCUGUGUUUGCCACGCUCUUUCUCAUCGUUUGGACCGUUUGGAAUGAUGAACAGGAUGAACAGGCUGGCCCUAGUCACUUGCGGAUGCUGGCCGCUGUAGGGGGAGGAAGUGCAAUUGGAUCCUGCUGGUUGAAGUGCGGAGCUGCUGUGGGCAAAGGAAUCCACACUGCUGGCACCUUCAUUGGACGGUUCUUCAUCAGCGCAGGGCAGUGCAUUCAUUCGAUAUUUUCUUCGGUGAACCAAGGAUUUGGGGAUUGCUGUUCAACAGUGGGCCAUCAGUUAGAGAAAUGCCACUGUUCACAUUGCUGGAUGGCCUCUGGAAAAUGCAUCGGAGGAUGUUGCACUGCGUUCGGCAAUUUGAUCAAUGGUAUUUUUGUGAUCUUCGGGUCGACCAUUUCCAGCUGCUGCGAUGUGUUUGCAAACUUCUUCAGCAGUUCCUGGAACAGCUGUGGAUAUUUCUUAAAUGACAUAUGCCCCUUUUGAGAAGAUGUUUUUUUUGUUGCCAGCACCAGUUCUGGCGGCAAAUUUGACGUGGCCUCAAACCUGGGCUACAGUUACAGUUGAAUUCUCAAAGCAUGGCUUUGCUUCAAAGUGAAUGGCUGACAGUGAGA
Messenger RNA from Durusdinium trenchii, 909 nucleotides. Lineage: Eukaryota; Dinophyceae; Suessiales; Symbiodiniaceae. The record is from the annotation of a GenBank genome assembly.